GGGAAACUUAGCCCACGACCGCAUCUUGCAUUCUGAACUGGCAUAACACCUAGAGUAGUGGGAUCAGUUCCAAUUUAUGGACAUCUCCAACCUCGCCCCAUUCCAGCAGACCGGCAUGGCCGAUGAGAACAGGGCCUUUGUGCCACUCGAGAAUAACCCAGAAGUGAUGACAACACUGGUUCAACAGCUAGGUCUAUCGCCCAAGCUACAGUUCCACGACGUCUGGUCACUGACGGACCCUUCUUUACUGGCAUUCCUCCCACGGCCAGCCUAUGCCCUCCUCCUCGUCUUCCCCAUUACAUCCACGUACGAGAAAUUCCGAGAAGAAGAAGACGCCACACGAGAGGAAUACACUGGCUUCGGGCCCAACGAACCCGUCGUCUGGUUUAAACAGACCAUUCACAAUGCCUGCGGCCUGAUCGGUCUGCUACAUGCGGUGACGAAUGGAGAGGUUGUCAACUUUAUCGAUCCAGGUUCCUCGUUGAAAGGUCUGCUUGACCAGGCAAACAACUUGGCUCCGACCCAGCGUGCAGAUCUUUUAUAUAACAGUCAGGCAUUGGAGGCCGCUCACGCCACCGCUGCGGCCAUGGGCGAUACACAGGCUCCAGAUGCUUCAGAGGAUGUAGACUUGCAUUUUGUCGCAUUUAUCAAGGAUGCAAACGGCGGUUUGUGGGAGAUGGAUGGGAGGAGAAAAGGUCCCUUGUUCAGAGGCACUCUGGCAGAAGGCGAGGAUGUCUUGAGUGAACAUGGUCAAGAAUUGGGUGUGGGGGCAUUCUUGAAGAGAGAGGAAGAGGCUGGUGGACGUGAACUGAGGUUCAGUGUGGUCAUGUUGGGACCGAGUUUCGACGAGUGAACCACAAAGUCGAAAACAAGCACACCAGAAGCAACGAAAUCAUGGGCGGUGAGGUCACCGUACUUGACCACUGACGUAGGGUCAGUCGGUCGGUACUAGGUAUGAGGAGAUUGAGGAUUCGGGGUUUAGGGAUGCGGGAUGGGAGGGAACAUUCAUAUCUUCAAGGAAGGUCAUCUACGAUUUCCAUGAUGAUGAUACCGAAAUGAGACCAUGAGACCACGACGAAUUUCUGUCCGGGAGGAAACGAAACGGGAAAGAUACCGAUGAAACCAAUGAAACACACCCAACCAAC
Messenger RNA from Exophiala mesophila, 1145 nucleotides. RefSeq lists its product as uncharacterized. Gene Ontology annotation, molecular function: cysteine-type deubiquitinase activity. Gene Ontology annotation, cellular component: cytoplasm. Lineage: Eukaryota; Fungi; Ascomycota; Eurotiomycetes; Chaetothyriales; Herpotrichiellaceae. The transcript has 2 exons. Bases 77 to 853 code for a protein of 258 amino acids. Gene Ontology annotation, biological process: ubiquitin-dependent protein catabolic process; protein deubiquitination. The record is from RefSeq and is a predicted model, not a curated record.